Xiphophorus couchianus (Monterrey platyfish) is the source of this 7006-nucleotide messenger RNA. RefSeq names its product neuroligin-4, X-linked-like. Gene Ontology annotation, molecular function: neurexin family protein binding. The record is from RefSeq and is a predicted model, not a curated record. NCBI's taxonomy places the organism in Eukaryota, Metazoa, Chordata, Actinopteri, Cyprinodontiformes, Poeciliidae. Bases 992 to 3610 code for a protein of 872 amino acids. The transcript has 9 exons. Gene Ontology annotation, cellular component: membrane.
CAUAUCAUUGGAUCAGUAGCUGCUGCCUGCCACACUGUCCAAUCACAUCUAGGAGGAGAAAAUAGAGAAAGAAAGAAAGGCAGAGAGAGGGAGAUGGGGGAGGAGAAAGAAAGAAGGGAAGGGAGAGGGAGAAAGAGAGAGAGAAGGAGAUUGAUCAUUUAAACGUCCUGGGUCCUGUGUUCACGGAAGAAAUACCUACAUUCCAACUAUCUGUGCUUUCCCCCCCACCACCGCUUUCACGUUUCAGCGGACUGAAAGGGACUGGAGGGCUGAUCCUCCCCCCCCACCACCUCUUUUUCUUUUCUUUCUUAUAUGGGUUAUUUUCACCCGGGAGACGCGCUACCACCACCACCACCACAUUUACCAGCAGGAGCAGCAGGAGCAGCAGGAACAGCAGCAGCGUAGGAAUAUCUCCCUAUAUCCCAUCCCGGGCACGUCGGAUCAGCCGCAGCAGCGAAAACACGAGGCGAUCAUUGCGGUGGACUGGAAGAGGAGAACAUGCACCGCGGGAUCUCACUCCGCUCACCCCGGCUGGGAGUCAGUCUGGGAAUGUUAUGGGGGUGACCGGAAGGAGAGAGUGACAGAGGAACAGUGAUGCCACUGUUUACAUAAUGACACAUUCACACACAUGCAUCAACACACGUAUAUACAUACCGACAUGCAUGCAGGCUGAAAUUGCCAGUCCAGGACACACACGCUCACUUAAACUCUCCAGCACAUACAUACGUACACUCACAGGGACUCAGUGACUGAGUCACUGCACACUCAGAGGCAAAGACUCACUGACUCACAUGCAGACACAUACACAAGGGGAAAAGGUUGCUCUCAAGAGACAGGACUGCGUGCAGCGUGUGUUAUGGGCCAAGCUGAGCAGCAGCUGUGCGUUAGAGUUGGAUACCUCUGAGGGGUCAGCAUAGACCUAACCCUCAACCUGCCUCCAGCACCUCACUCUCCUCCUCAUCCUUCUAGUUUUCUGCCUAAUCAAACCAUCAUGUCUGAGCUGAGGACCAGCAGAACUAUCCCUCCCUCCCCCUUCUCCUCCCCACUUGGAUUUCCAUCCCUCCUCCUUUCCCUUUGCUUCUCCCUUUCUCUCCAGCCGACCUCUUUGUCGGCUGAGCAGACAGUGCCUGUUGUUUCCACGGCGCAGGGCCGCAUUCGUGGCAUCCUGACCCCUCUGCCCUCGGACCUUCUGGGGCCUGUCAUCCAGUACCUGGGAGUACCAUAUGCAAGGCCACCAACUGGGGAUCGCCGCUUUCAGGCACCUGAGCCGCCUCUGCCGUGGCCCGGAAUACGGAAUGUGACACAGUUUGCUCCAGUGUGCCCGCAGGCUUUGGAUGAGAGGAGCAUGCUGGGAGAUAUGAUGCCAUCCUGGCUCACUGCAAACCUGGAUAUAGCAGCAACUUACCUCACUCACCAGAGCGAGGAUUGUCUCUACCUCAACAUCUACGUACCCACAGAGGAAGACAUCCAUGAAGAGGGGGGUCAGCGGCCAGUGAUGGUCUACGUCCACGGAGGCUCAUAUUCUGAAGGCACCGGGAACAUGAUGGAUGGCAGUGUGCUCGCAAGCUACGGCAAUGUCAUUGUCAUAACCCUCAACUAUCGCCUUGGAGUUUUAGGAUUUCUCAGUACAGGUGACCAGGCAGCAAAAGGGAACUACGGCUUGCUAGAUCAGAUUCAGGCUCUGCGCUGGGUGAAGGAGAACAUUGCAUCCUUUGGCGGCGAUCCAAGCAGGGUCACCGUGUUUGGAUCUGGUGCUGGUGCAUCAUGCGUUAGCCUCCUCACCUUGUCCCACUACUCUGAAGAUCUGUUCCACAGAGCCAUUAUCCAGAGUGGCAGCGCUUUAGCCAGUUGGGCUGUCAACUACCAGCCAAGCAAAUAUGCCCGGCAGCUCGGCGAGAGGGUUGGCUGUGGCAUUGAUGAUAGCACUCAACUGGUCACCUGCCUCCAGGGCCGGAGUUUCCGUGAACUUGUGGAGCAGAACAUUACUCCGGCCAAAUAUCACACUGCUUUUGCCCCGGUGAUUGAUGGCGACGUUAUACCUGAUGACCCUCAGAUUCUGAUGGAGCAGGGAGAGUUUUUGAACUAUGAUGUGAUGCUGGGGGUCAACCAAGGGGAAGGCGUGAAGUUUGUGGAGGGAAUUGUGGACUCUGAGGACGGUGUCACAGCCGAGGACUUUGACUUUGCCGUGUCAGACUUUGUGGAUAGUCUGUAUGGUUACCCAGAAGGCCGAGAUACACUAAGAGAGAGCAUACGGUUCAUGUACACUGACUGGGCAGACCGCGACAACGCAGAAACUCGUCGAAAGACAUUGGUAGCACUGUUUACAGAUCACCAGUGGGUGGCGCCAGCCAUUGCUACAGCAGAUCUCCAUGCACAGUAUGGGUCUCCUACCUACUUCUACUCCUUUUACCACCACUGCCAGAGUGAUGCCACGCCACCCUGGGCUGAUUCUGCCCAUGGUGAUGAGGUGCCCUACGUGUUCGGGGUGCCCAUGGUGGGUCCCACUGAUCUGUUCAACUGUAACUUCUCCAAGAACGACGUGAUGCUGAGUGCAGUGGUAAUGACUUACUGGACCAACUUCGCCAAGACCGGGGAUCCAAACCAGCCAGUUCCUCAAGACACCAAGUUCAUCCACACAAAGCCCAAUCGCUUUGAAGAAGUUGCUUGGUCUAAAUACACCCCCAAAGAGCAACUGUACCUCCACAUUGGCCUCAAGCCGCGUGUCAGAGACCACUACCGCGCCACCAAGAUCUCCUUCUGGCUCCAGCUUGUUCCUCACUUGCAUCAUGUUAAUGAACUCUUGCAAUCUGUUUCCUCCUUCACACACAGUCCCUCUCCACAAGACGAUACGCCUUAUUCCUAUACCAAGCGUCUAUCCAAAGGUUGGCCUCCUAUAAGCACACGUCAUCCAAGUUCACAAGGAGGAACGCCACAGCCUCCGGAGUCCGCUUUGGGUCAGGACGGAGGGGAAAGUGGAGUUCGGAUCCCAAAUGAGGACUACUCGACUGAACUCUCAGUUACCAUAGCAGUAGGAGCAUCACUGCUGUUUCUCAAUAUUCUUGCAUUCGCGGCUCUGCUUUAUAAGAAAGACAAAAGACGUCUUGAGCACAGAAGACCACGUCCGCUGCCUCCUCCUAGAAGAGACAUAACUCCUGCAGAUGUUGCAGCCCACCUGCAGGGGGAGGGGCUGAUGUCAUUACAGGUGAAGCGGCUCGAGUGUGAUGUUGCGUCAGCGGAUGAGCGAAACAACGCCCACCACCAUCACACUUUGGACACGCUUGAUGCCCUGGACGGUUUGGACACCCAGGACAUUUACAGCACACUGGACACUGUGCGACUCACCUGUCCACCUGAUUAUACCCUAACCUUGCGCCGCUCUCCAGAUGAUGUUCCUCUCAUGACCUCCUUGACCCCGGGCUCGCUGCCCGUGACCCCGGGGUCACACCCUGUUACUCCUGCAACACCAAUGACCCCAAUGACACCAGGAUCGGUGGCUGGGAUGAGGAUGGGCCACCCUCACCAGGGAUACACACACCAUAGCCCGUAUAGUAAUACACACUUGCCCCACACACACAUCUCCACGCACACACACUCCACCACACGUGUAUAACCGCAGCCAGACACUGACAAACACAUCUACAGCUCACAAUCCAACACGCCUACACAUGCACACAUACACAUUCACACACAUGCAUAAAACAGACUGAAAUACCUCUAAUAAUUACCCUGCAGGAUUGUUACAGAUUGAACCACAGAGAGACUUCUGUCAGAAUGAGAAGGCAGACGUGUGUGUGUUGCAUGUUGGGUAACUGCAGUUAAACUGGGUUCCCCAGAGACACAACUCUGUGAAACCCAAUAUGUCAAGACCUGCUCUGGAUUUUAAAUCAGCUUUUUCUACACCUGAGGAAGAAGAUAAAUGGUGCGUGGGUCAGUUCUGGUUCUCUACUACCACACCUGAGUGACUGUCCUGGGAGUGAGGAUAUCAGACGCAGAUGUAGAAAUGAGUCGAGAAGUACCACACACAGACUGCUAAUGUCAACUUGAACAACCUGUUAAAAUGUGAAUGUAGCAUUUUUUUCCAUUAAAAUAGAUCAAAGGCCCUAUCUGCCAAGGAUCCAACUAAGCUAAGAUGGAAAGAAAAGAAAAAAAGCAAGGGAUGGUUGUAAAAAAAAGAUUUACAAGAGAAAGAUUAAAAGACAAUUUCAGUUGAAGGAAAAAAAAAUUGAUUGUAAGGGAGAUAAAGAUUUUGUUGAGUGAUAUUUGACAGCGAGGAAAAGAGGAUAGAUAUCAAAAAACAACAUGGAAAGUAUGCCAAGAGACAGAGGUUAGAUUUAGAUGAAGAACGGUCCUCUGAAGCGUUGCCAGACUCACUGAGGAGUCACUCUAACCAGCUAUGUGUCAAACUCUUGUAAAUAGAAUGGAAAGAUACAGAUAUAUUAUGAUUUAUAGCAUUUACCUGCUACUUGCAUUAAAACAUGACUUAUUUAACCACAUUAUUGCUUUCAUUUCAGAUAUUAAUAUAUUAUUGUAUAGGUGUCCUAAAGCAAGGCUGGUUGACUUUCCAUCUCACCUGCUGUAGUAUUUACACAGUACAUUGAUAUAAAAGCUACAUUUGCUAUGCAGAAUCAUUUUAGAGAUGUUUUUUUUUUUUUUUUACAUGUGACCAUAUAGAUACUUGUUCAGCAGCUGAACUAUAGAAUAUUUACACAUCAUCCUGCCAUUUUUUCUUUCAACAUUGAUCAAUGAGCUAGUACUGUGUAGAUAAUGCAAUAUUGGUUUGAUGAUUAAGCACCAGCCAAAAAAAACAAACAAAAAAAAAACAUUAACCCUUUGACCCUUUAUCCCGUUGUCCCUGAUUGUUCUUACAUGAUUUUCCUUUCUGAACCCCAACUCAUAAUGAGAUUUUUGAAAGACAGACAGAUGGUGAUGAUUAAAGGGGCCCAGAAUUUUACGGAAUGUAUAAAAAACUCAAUGAGGCAUUAUUUAUUGUAAAAGAUCCUUAUAAGGUAAUUAAAUUUAUGAAACUUCUUCGCUUUUUUCAUGUUACAACCACAAACUGUUUUUUAAUUUAAUGACAUUUUACACGAUAGUACACCAUUGGAAAGUGGAAGGUUUGUCAACUUUUGAUGAAUUUACAGCUAUAAAUCUUUUGUCAUUGUCAGCUCUGCACAAAUAGAAACCUUUUGUUGUUUUAAAGAAUCGUUUUGGUCCAUAUUUCUUUACAAAUGAGCUCAAAUUUGAUGAACCAUUUGUAACCAUCAGGUUCUAAGUCCAAGGUUCUCAAUUGGAUUUACAUCUGGACUUUGGGUCAUUUUAACACAUCAAUAUGAUUUGAUGCAAUUAUAUAUUACAUAUCAGUUUACAUAUUACUAUUGGCUGCUUCUCAGAUCAAUGCUGUUUUGCACUGUCUGUUAGUUUAGGUCAAGGGUCUCAAACUCCAGUCCUCGAGGGCCGCUGUCCUACAGUUUUUAGAUGUGCCACAGGUACAAAACACGGGAAUGAAAUGGCUUAAUUACCUCCUCCUUGUGUAGAUCAGUUCUCCCAACCUUGCUAAUGAUCUAUUUAAUCUAUUCAGGUGUGGUGCAGCAGGGUCACAUCUAAAAGCUGCAGGACUGCGGCCAUCGAGGACUGGAGUUUGAGACCCCUGGAACUUUAGGUGAAGUUUGCACACUAGAUUUUAUUUUUACGUACCAGAGUAAAUGUGGAUCUGCAGUUGUUUUUUGAAAAAAUAAAUAAAUAAAUAAAUAAUAACAAUUCAUAAAUUGUCUUCCAUUUUACAAUUUUUAACAACUUUGUGUUGAUAUGUUAUAAUAAAGUAUUUUACGGGUUGUGGUUUUAACAUAAAAAUGUACAAAUACUUCUGAAAGGCACUGUGCUCUUGAUAUUUACACUUCACGAAGAGCCGCUGUUUUUCCAAGUUGUUCCCCUGAUUAAACUACCUAGUGCUGACAAAAAAAAAUCCUGGCCCUGAUUAAAAAAACUUCUCUAAAAUCAAUUUUUUACAGCUUGAAGUUGGGUUUACUUUCCUCGACCUUGGUUUGGAGCAAGCUUUGAUUAAUGAGGUGAAGAUAAAGUAGCUUUGGGUUAUAAUGAGAGCAACAUAACACCGUAGGAAAACAAGGCUCCAAACAUGCUGCUUCCUAAGCCUUAAUAUCCUCAAACAGGAUCAUUUUUUUAAUUAAAAAUGUUGAAUUAAAAGAAAUCUAUCUCUGAAAUUCUGACCAUCGUCUUGUGGAUAUAAUGACAUUACUGAGGUUUUUGUUGUUGACUUCACUGUGAGUGUAGGAGGGCUUAUGGUUGUUACUGGUCUUUGACAUUAGCAAUAGAGAUCAAGCAUUUCUCAAAUCCAUUACAAACAAUUUCCAUGCAUAAGUAAAGUAUUUAACUUAAAGAGCUCCCAUGGAGACCAUAUAAAAGCCUUUUGCAGUGCUCCAGUUAACAAAAAUGAUUAUAGGACCCGUAAUGACUUAAAAUCCAGUAACUGAACCAAGUGCCCUAGCAAAGGUUUUGCAGCAUUUAUGUAUUAUACUGCAUUUGUUUCCCAGCCCUUUUCCUUCAUCCAACUUUAGUCCGGUCCUUCCAUCCCUUCUCCUUCCCAGCCUCAACAUGUGUGACCACAAGCAGCUUUGUCACAUUGAGACCUUUAUAAUCUCUGCUCAUUCUAAGUAACUUCCUCAUUAGUUUUCCUCAGAGUUUUUUUAGUCACUUGUUAACUGAAUAUGUGAAAAAUUUAAAAUGGCUGAAAACUUUGUGGCGAACAAAGAACUUUUACAAAACGAUACAAAAAUAAUAUUUAAAGGAUGUUUGGAUGAAUAUUUGUUUCUUCUUAUGGGUUUGCCGUCUCAGCAGAUGGAUGGCGUGUGACGAGCCUAAAACAUUUCUGCUGCAUUUUUGAAAAAUAAAAAUAUCAGUAUUUUACAAUUGUUGUGCAUUUUACAUUUUUACUGUCCCUGUUUUAAUAUGUAUGGCACUGUUUAAAUUAGAUAUUUGAUUACUUUAAAAUUAA